CGUGACGUGACUGUUGCUGUUGCUGCGGUCGUGAGAGGAGACAACUAAUUUCUCGAGAGAAAAUUCGAAAGCAAAUUGUUUAAUAAUUAAUAAUAUUUGUCGAUCACUUGACAGAAGUGUAUUUGCUGCGUCGUAUUUUGAGAUCAGUCUUGUUAAAAGUCUUCAGAAAUGGCUGGAAUUUUCAAUUUAUUUGGGGAUACGUCGGAACACGUUAGAGAUUCGGUUGCAAAGCCUUUGUCAAGAUCCAAGACAGUACUCGGCACAAACGGUGGCUAUUUGAAAAAUGUUGGUCAGUCGAGGCCAAAGGGAUUGUCGAUCAGAUCAAACUCAGUUUUAAAUGUACCUGCUACCCCCAAUAAACAAGAGGCUGCUAAACAACAGGAAUCGACGAAAUUAAAAUUAACGCAGAUAGACAAAGAUGAUCGAGCGAUAUCACCUACGAAGCAUCCUUUACUAAAGAAAGAAUCUGUCAAAGCAAAAGAUGCAUCACCGAAAUUAUCACUUAAGAAGGAUAUGAAAUUGCCAACGUCGUCGGAUAAACACCACGUUUUCAAGAGACCAUGUACUCCAAAAAAUCAUGUUAGAAAAUCGUAUCGAGAACCAGAGAUCUUAGCACCAUAUUAUGAUAUGCAAUUUGAAUUGGAUGACAUUUACACGAAACCGUUGGAGAACGAGUUCAGGGAAUUGUUUAUGAGAAAGAGGAACAGGGUAGUGGUUUGUGAAGACAAAGGAUUUGCAUUAGAUCGUGAACGAAUCAAUGUUAAAGUACCAGAAUUCAAUACUAGUCCAAAGAUCAUUGACAAUUACAGGGUAGAGGAAACCGUUGAUCUGCCAGCGAUAUCAGAUUAAUAACUAGAAUCCAUGGAAGUUAGUUUACGAUGGAUCAUAAGUUUUUCAUUAAGAAUUUGUACGCGAAAAUAAUUAAAAUUUGUACCAAUGUAUAAGUAACUUGAUAAAGUAGCUUUCACAUCAUGUUUAUUCCUACACGUAAAUAAAUUAUUUUUUCUAAUAAAUGA
Molecule: messenger RNA, 1016 nt
Organism: Ceratina calcarata
Lineage: Eukaryota; Metazoa; Arthropoda; Insecta; Hymenoptera; Apidae
Exons: 5
Coding region: 169-849 (226 amino acids)
Source: RefSeq, a predicted model, not a curated record